Glossina fuscipes is the source of this 3575-nucleotide messenger RNA. It is a transcript of the gene jim, whose product is annotated as myeloid zinc finger 1. Gene Ontology annotation, molecular function: DNA-binding transcription factor activity, RNA polymerase II-specific; RNA polymerase II cis-regulatory region sequence-specific DNA binding. The transcript has 6 exons. Gene Ontology annotation, biological process: regulation of transcription by RNA polymerase II. Bases 286 to 2739 code for a protein of 817 amino acids. The record is from RefSeq and is a predicted model, not a curated record. Lineage: Eukaryota; Metazoa; Arthropoda; Insecta; Diptera; Glossinidae.
AUAUAUAUAUAUAUAUAUAUAUAUAUAUAUAUGUAUAUGUAUGUAUGUAUGUAUAUGCAUAUGUAUAUGUAUAUGUAUAUAUAAAGAUAUCAAACAUCAACUACCCGCUCAAAAUAUGAGUAAUAUCACCAGACAAUAAAAACUCUCUAGUUUAUAGAGAGCAUAAGCGUGACGAAAAGAUAGUUAAUAUAUACGUUUAAGGAGUUACGGCUCGAGCAGCGAGUGUUUUAAAUUUAACUAACCGAAGACACAAGCUCCUUAUUAAAGACUCACGCUUCCGCAACAAUGGCAAUAAAUUUUUCUGCCUCAUUUGCGGCAUGUAUAGCUGCUGGUCUUAAGGUGCCACGUCAAAUAAUGUAUUGCAUUACGCAGGACACGGGUCAACCGUACGUUUUGUAUAAAGAUUCGCAAGAGGCAGAAAGAAAUGCAGCUGCCAUAGGUGGCUCCGCAACGCAAUGGGGCUCGGAAAUGUAUCCAGGCAUACAGCAACAGGCUCAGAGCCAUUUGAGCGCACAACAGCAAUCAGCUCAAAAUGGGGCGCCACAGCUUAAUUCUGGGGCCGGUCCGGCUGGUGGUGGACCGCAACCACAAAGUCCAAACGGAGAUCCUAAUGUUCGGGAAAAUGGAGCGGACGCGGGUGGAGGAGGUGGUGGUGGAGGAGUACGACAGCAAGGCUCACCUUCAACAAGUCCUUACCCGCCUCAACAACAACGUGCCAAUAAUAACGGUGGCCCCGACGACGAUGUAAACAUGAGUCAGGUCCACCAGCAGAAUUCUUCACAGCAACAAAAUCCAAACCAAAGCUCAAAUGAUCCCCAACAUCAGCAACAGAAUGGUGGCAGUGGCGAUACCAGCGCGACGGGGAAUCCUCAACAACAACAUGUACCACAAAGUGGCCAACAGCAAGGCAAUGAUCCCUCCAAUAGUUUUGCGGGAGCUCAGAAUGGUGAACUUAGUGGCUAUUAUGCUCCUCGCCAUCCGGUCGCUCCACAAGGUGCUUUAAUGGCUCCACCCGGUUUUCCACCUUUGCACUAUCUUAACAAACCUGUACUUCCCGGUAUGGCCGGUUCGAUGGAUCAAAAUUCCGGAAAUGCCGGCGCAAAUGGUCUGGAAGCUUAUGCUCUGCCUGAAUUGUUGCCCGGUCAGCAGCAAAAUAGUUCCGCUAAUAACAGUUCGAAUCAACAGAAUGGCACUUCACACACUAAUAGCACCACGAGCGGUUCCUCGGGCCGACACCCUAAUACCUCGCCUGCCAAUCAUAAACCUCCUAAACCUCACAGUGAUCUGAGGCUAUUCAAAUGCCUCACCUGUGGCAAAGACUUUAAACAGAAAUCUACUCUGCUGCAGCACGAUCGUAUACACACGGACGCUCGGCCCUACCCUUGUUCGGAGUGCGGUAAACGUUUUCGUCAACAAUCGCAUCUGACGCAGCAUCUGCGCAUUCAUGCCAAUGAGAAGCCGUUUACUUGCGGUUAUUGUUCGCGUAGCUUUCGUCAGCGAGCGAUACUCAAUCAACACAUACGCAUCCAUUCGGGUGAGAAGCCCUUCGCGUGUCCCGAGUGCGGCAAGCACUUUCGCCAGAAGGCCAUCCUCAAUCAACAUGUGCGAACCCACCAAGAUGUAUCACCGCAUCUUAUAUUUAAAAACGGACCACAUCCAACUCUGUGGCCGCAGGAUGUACCCUUUCCGGGAGAUGAGACUGAUACGAAAAAUGGUAUUGCCGGUGAAGGUGGCUAUCACGACGAUGACUCCCAGGGUACUCCAGAUGGUAGCGGCGGUAUACAUUACCCCUCAUAUUUUAAAGACGGCAAAGGUCAAAAAAUCUUACCUGACGUUUUACAACAUAUUGGCGUCCGUCCGGCAAAUAUGCCAUUAUAUGUGCGUUGUCCUAUUUGUGAUAAGGAAUUUAAACAGAAGACGACACUAUUGCAACACGGUUGCAUACACAUUGAAUCGCGUCCUUAUCCGUGCCCAGAAUGUGGCAAGCGUUUCCGUCAACAGUCGCACCUAACACAACAUUUGCGUAUACAUACAAAUGAGAAACCAUUUGGUUGCCUAUAUUGUCCGCGUUUCUUCCGUCAACGAACAAUCUUGAAUCAGCACAUCCGCAUACAUACAGGCGAAAAACCUUACAAAUGUGGUCAGUGUGGUAAAGACUUCCGUCAAAAAGCAAUACUGGAUCAGCAUACCAGAACGCACCAGGUAGGUGAUCGACCGUUCUGCUGUCCGAUGCCGAAUUGUCGAAGACGUUUUGCCACUGAAAAUGAGGUUACCAAACAUAUCGACAACCACAUGAAUCCGAAUACGACCAAAGGGCGACGCAAUGCCAACUCGAGUAACAAUAAUAAUGUAAAUAACAAUCAUGUAACGGCGGCAGCGGUAGCCGCUUCGGCAGCUGCUGCAGCAGCGGCUAAUCAUUUGAUGAAUGAAAGUAAAAAUGCUGCGGUAGCUCAGCAAUUUCUAAAUAACAAUAACCCGGCCGCACAACCUGGCGACAACAAAUCUAAUAUUUUACCGCGGUCAAUGGGCGGUGGUGCACAACCGGGUUCACAAGUUAAGAAUGAACUCUACUUUCCACAAUGCUAUGGACCGCCCUUUCAGCAUGCAUUUCAGGGGCAGCCAACCGCAGCUCAUGGCGGGGGUGGUAGCCAGCCAUCGGUAACGGUGAGUGUGGCCAAUUCCGUAGCUCCGGGGGUGGUAGUACAACAAAAUGCCGCCACGUCAGUGGUAGCUCAGUGACAUCCCCCCACAAAUACCGCUUCAUCAGCGGUGGUGCCAGCUACAGCGACAGGAGCUAACACUACCCAAGCACAUGGCGGGCAACAAGCACCAGGCCAGCAACAACAGCAAUCACACCAUGGUACAGCACCGCCGUCUCUAUCCGCAGCUCAGGCUCCACAAACGGUAACUUUAUCGAUAACUCGACCGCCAGUGGCCUCUUUGCCGCCCGCAGCUGCCGCCGCAGCAGCAGCAGCCGCUGCAGCUGCUCAUCAUCCGGCUCAUGCAGCCCAUGCGGCUGCUAGUAAUGCCCACAACCAUAGUCAUGCGCAACCACCACCGCCUCACCCUUCGACGGGUCCGCCUACUCUCUCGCAUGCAAUACCCAUACAUCCACACAUACACUCAAUAUUCGGAUCUCUAUGAUAAUAUGAAAAAGUCUAAGCUCACCACCCAUCCCAUCCCUUAAAAAAGAAAACUUUCAUUUAAAUUCAUUUAUUUUUUCAUCCUUCCUUAUGCAUCGUCAAGAUAUGUAAAAAAAAGAAAAAAAAUAAGAAAACCAUUCAUAUUUUCAUACUUCUUAAGAGUCCAUAAAGUAUUGCUUUAGAUUUACACUGAGAAAGAAAACCUAACAACACAAUAUAAGCAAUUUUUUUAAAGAACAAGUUAAACUUAAAAGAAAUAUUUUUAGAAUUUUAUGUCAAACAAAACGAUUUUAAAUUCUCAUAGUAACCUCAACAUAAUUUCGGUUAAAAUUCGAGAUAAAGCGAUCUAAGAUCGUCCGGAAAACCUUUCAACCCACUUAUAUAUAUAUAAAAAAAAAAAAAAAAAAAAAAGCAAAAAUACUUAUCCCUAAC